Scleropages formosus (Asian bonytongue) is the source of this 5836-nucleotide messenger RNA. RefSeq names its product fibrosin-like 1 (gene fbrsl1). The record is from RefSeq and is a predicted model, not a curated record. The coding region runs from base 926 to 4699 and encodes 1257 amino acids. The transcript is spliced from 19 exons. NCBI's taxonomy places the organism in Eukaryota, Metazoa, Chordata, Actinopteri, Osteoglossiformes, Osteoglossidae.
GGGGGGAGAGACCGAGCGUGUGUGAGGGAGAGGGAGGUCGCCUGUCUCUUUAAGAGCACACUUAUCAAAGCUUUUCGUAUGUAAAGAAAAACGAGAAAAAAAAUCGUGUCGCCGAGGAUCGGCCGUUCUAGGGGGAAUGGAUCUAUGAAACUUGCCACGGGCCUGGGAAUAUAAAACCCCCUUGAAAACGGAUGGAUUGGAUCACGGCGGGGGGGAUUGCAUGUACAAGUAAAUAAAUAAAUAGAGAUGAUCCAGGACCACCGCGGUUAAAGACGCCACGCACCGGGGAGACCCUCCUUCCCCCUUGCUUGCCUUCAUGGUUAUUUGUUCUUCAUGAAAAAUCUCACAGAGUGGAACUUGACUAGCCGCCGGAGAUGAAACUUAACCAGCCACAGUAGGUGCUGCCCACGGGUCACUCCUAAACCUUCUUCGACACGCGUCGCCGGGACGACCACGGUAAUCUGGGAUACUUCUCGUUUUUGUCGUUUUUCUGCGCGUCGGACCAUGGAUCGGCUGGGCUGGCCGGCCGAAGACAAGGUGCGCCGCCGUGGCUCGUACGCGUCGCCCGUGGCGCGCGGCUGUUGAUGUUGUGUUGCGGCGCUGCAACAAAGUUGCAAAGGGAGCGAAAUACAGAGAAAAUGCGCAAAACAGCGCCGCUCGGCCGCUCUGCACCUGUUCGCUCGAACGGAGCGCCUCCGUCCUAGUGGGGAGUGCUGGAGUGGAGAGCGGGGGCUCCCGGGCUGGACGGGCUCGCUCUUGGUGCAUGUGUGUGGAAUAUAUCUGCACGGCGCGUCUGAAGGUCGUUGCGAAUACAUGGACACCCUCGUGUAGGCUGACGUGUCCGAUCCAAGUGUGCUUUAUUGUUAUUAUUAUUGUUUAAAUUAAAAGGCAGAAAUCGGGGCUGCGGUCGCGCUUCGCUCGUGACAUGGACGGCAAGCCGAAGCCGAGCCGGAGGUCCCGCUCCCGCAGGGACAGGGUGCGGAGGCGCGAGGCUACCGGCCGGGACGCGCGCGCCCUGAGCGCCUGCUCGUCCUGCUCGGACCCGGAGCGCAGCCCCUGCGCCGGGGAUCGCGCCGCACAGCGCGGCACGCGGGCCCCGGACGCGACCCCCUGCGCCCGAGCGCCGCGACCCCCGCGCAGGAAAAGACGGGAGUCGGGCUCCCAGGAAGAGGAUAUCAUAGAUGGAUUUGCCAUCUCCAGCUUCGUCAGCCUGGACUGUCUGGAGAAGAAGAAGGGCACUUUGAAGACACAGGAGAAGAAGGAGGCGUGGGAGAAGCAGGUGGUGAAGAGAAGGAGAGAGGUGGAGAACAGCGUGCCCGCAGGGACUCCGGAAAAUGGUUUUGGCACCCAUGGGACCGGCCAGGAGCAGGAGCAGGACCGCGGGAAGGAGCGGCUGAAGAAGAGGACGUACUCCAAGAAGAAUAAGCAGACCAAGGGGCUUGGGGAAAAUCCAGGGAGAAACAGCAACAAUGAGGCCCUGCAGGAGCACAACAGACCUCAGAGGAGCAACUCCAAGGAGCCCCUGAGUGAGAGCUCUGCUCACUCUUUGUCAGGACGUGGCUAUUCGUGUGACAGCGAGAGCGACAUCGAUGACAAGGCUUCUGAUGUGGGAUCAGAGAAGCUCUUCUCGCCAGCAGCUAGGAAAGGUGUGACAGCGGAUGAGAAUCGCGAGUCCAGGACCUGCAGCUCCGCCAAAGUCUCCGGACUCCAGCGUAGCCAGGAGCAGAGCAGCGAGGCACCUUUUGCUCCGGCCCUCCCCAGCCCCGCCCCUGCAUCCCCACCCCCUGGCUCUCUGGCCCCGACUGCCGCGCCUGCUGCUCCUGCCAAAGUCCGGGUCAGCUCUCCAGUGGCCCUACCUGUCAAGAAGGAGACCUCAAAUCCGGGUCCCACCCCUCCGGCGCUGAGAGUCCAGUUGCAGUCUCUGUCCGAGCUCCGGGCCCCGCCCCCACAGCACCACACCCCACCCAUAAUCAAUCACCAAGUUCAUUACACCCUCCAGUACAACAGCCAUCACAGCAUCAGUAGUCGCAACAGCAGCAGCAGCAACAGCGGCUCCGGCGUGAGUCUUCCCAAACACCACCUGCCCCCGCCCCCUCACAUCAGCGGCCUUCCACCGUCGGCCCCUGCCCUGCCCCUAUCCAUCGCAGACUUCUCUGCCUCGCACUACUCCCUGCGAGCUCCAGCACAUCGCCAUCCGGCCAUGUUCGCCAGCCCCACAACACUGCCGCCGCCGCCAACCUUACCCACGAACGGCCUUGUGGUCCCAGGGCACCCCACUGGAGCUGGCUACCCAGAGCAUGACCUCCUCCGGCAGGAGCUGAACAACCGCUUCCUGGUUCAAAGUUCAGAGCGGGGCCGGGGGCCCUCCGCGUCCCCGCUGGCCCCCGUGUCGCUCCUGAGGGCCGAGUUUCACCAACACCAGCACAUGCACCAGCACCAACACACCCACCAGCACACCUUCACGCCAUACCCCGCGAGCCUGCCCCCCGCGGCCGUCAUUGCGCCGCCCACUGCACCCCCCAUGGUGCGUACCCCAGCCAGAAAUUUCGACAAGUACGGUCCAAAACUGGACAACCCCUUCCUAAGACAUUCGAGCUUCUUUCCUUCCUACCCCCCCACGAUGGCCGGCAUGCCUCCCUUGCUGCCACAUUCGGGUCCCUUCAGCUCUCUGCAAGGAGCCUUCCAGCCCAAGGCCUCAAACCCCAUUGAUGUAGCCGCACGCCCAGGGGCCAUGCCUCACACACUCCUACAGAAGGACCCGCGGGUAACAGAUCCCUUUCGAACAUCAGUGAGAAAACCCGGCAAAUGGUGUGCAGUUCAUGUGCAGAUCGCCUGGCAGAUCUACCAUCACCAGCAGAAAAUGAAGCAAAUGCAGUUGGACCCUCACAAGCUGGACAUGAACGGGAAACUGGACCUGUUCAGCCGUCCUCCGGCUCCGGGGCUCUUCCCUGGAUUCCCCUACCCCCAUGACUUGGCACGGCCCCUCUUCUCUUCCACAGGAUCGGGCCAUUCAGCAGCCUCUCCGUACGGUCCUUCCCCUCAUCACAGCGGUUUCCUGCCUACCAGCCACCUGGCAGGUAAGCAUCCAUUCAGUCGCUCCGGUGCCUUUGGCGGCCUCGGCAACCUGUCAGCCAGUGCCUUCGGAGGAUUAGGCAACCCUGCGCUCGGCAGCAACAGUGUAUUUGGGAACAAGGAAGGACCCGGCCUGCCUGGGUUUAGCAGCCCCCACCACGAUGCCUGGAACCGCCUGCAUCGCACCCCACCCUCCUUCCCCACGCCGCCCGCUUGGCCCAAAGUGGCAGACACAGAACGCGGUAGCUCUGUCUCCAGCCACGACAGGGAGCGUGAGAGGGACAGGGACAGAGAACGGGAGAAAAGGGAUUCAUCCAUAGGGAAGGAGGAAAGGGACAAAGACAGAGAGUCCCUUGACCGGAACCGCCACUCCAACCGCUCAUCCCCUGCCUCUGCCCAGGUGGGCUACCAGAUCAGUAGCCUCAUCCGGAGCAGCAGCCAGAACUCUAGUGACUCCGGUAGGCAUCACAGCGUCGGAGCGGAGCGCCCCCGCGAGGCCGACAAGGAGGCGCUGGAGCGCCAAAGAGAGGCAGCCGCGAUAACCGACAUCAAAGUGAAGGAGAGCCGCUCCCCUGGGAAGGAGGUGUCCGAGCGAAGAGCCCCAGAGGACACACUCAAACCGGUGCAUCGGUCGCCCUCGCCGUACCAAAAGGCAGUCUCCACCGAGCAGGUCAUGAAGCUGGGCGGGGCGCCACUCAGGGAUGGGGACAGGAAGGAACAGCCCUCCAGUGAGCCUGUGUUGCACAAGAUGAAGAACGACAUGAAGAUCAAGGAAGAGCGCAAAGAGGACCAGGAGGUGGUGGUAGUGGGUUCAGAGCCUGCCUCGCAGCCCUCGGUUGCUCCUCCUCCUCCACCGAUGCACCCCCACCCCCAAGCCCACCCUGCACUCCCACCGCAACCACCGCAACCAUCCCCCCGCUGCAGUGACCUGCCCAGUGCCGGAGGACUGCACGGUGUGCCUCUGGCUCACUCCUUACCGCUGUCCAUGAGCGCCGUUCACCAGAUGGGCGGCCUCAAUGUGCUGGACCGUGCCCGCGUGGCCCCCUUCAUGGGUGUGAGCCCCCUGGCGGCGGCGGCUGCAGCAGGUCGCGAGCGCCUGCCCCACCCAGCCUUUCCUUGGGACCCACUCCGAGAGGCCUACCGCAGCCUGGACCUGCAGCGCCGCAUGGACCUGGGCCCCCGCUUUCCGACCGCCUACGAGCCGGAGCGGGUCUACCGCGACCGCGAGCCACACGACUAUGCCCACCACGAGCACUUGCUGGAGGUGCGCCGCGAGCAGGAACGCCUCCGGCAGGCAGAGGAGCGUGAGCGGCUGCACCUGCGCGACGAGCUGGACCGCGCCCGGCUGCACCAACUGCACCAGUCGCCCAUGGAAGGCCACCUGCCUCACAUGCCCCCAUUCAUGCCCCACCUGGGUGCCAUGCCCUAUCCUCGGCUCAGCCCCUCCACCGGGCACAAUGGACUCCUGAACAGGACGCCGCCUACAGCGGCGCUCAGCGCCCCUCCCCCACUGGUCCCCGCAGGCAGCGGCAGGCCCGCCUCCCCCAGAAGGACUACCCCCCUCACGACCCAGGACCCUCGGGACUACUCCCCAUCGCGCAAUCCCAAAGAGGUGGAGGCACGGUAGUUCUUCAGUGGAGACCACACAAACUGUCCCUUCGAACUCUUUGAAAGACAAAUGCACUGCUUUUCUAAAGAGGGACGCAAGCAAAGAACGAUACAGCUGUACAAAAGAGACGCUCGUGAGGCUGAGAAGCACACACCUUGCUAUUAUGGAUGGGGACAGUGGAUGGACGACGUCGCGAAACGGGACACGUGAAGAAAUCCAGAUGUUCUUUGCGACGUUAAAUUUGAUAUUAAUAUAUUAAUCAAAUACCUUUUUCCACUUUUCACACGCAAAGUGAGAUUGUGAUGUGAGUUUGUAAAUUUCCAAUCUUCUUUCCAUGUAUAGAAGUUUUUAUUUUGCUGCGGUAUCCACUCGUGAAUUUUAUUUUAUUUUUUGAGAUUAUUCAUUAUUUAUCCCAGGCCACUGUGAGCAGUGUGACGCCCACAGUCUUAAGUGGAUUUGUUUAAUUUUGCAUUUUGACAGCUGUUUUUAACCAUAUUUGGUACCUGGAAAUACUCAGAAAUUACAGUGUACAAAGUUUUUGGUUUUGCCUUAUUAAGAUAUGCAGACUAACAUGUAUGAAAAUGUCUCCUGUUUGAUUUCUGUAAAGAAAAUAAAUGUAAAUACCUUGUUGAUAUUCCUUGGGCAAAUAUACAAUGUAAAUUUAUUAGGCUUUUUAAAUGUUUCUAGAAAAAAAAAAAUAAAAACUGAAAUGGAACCACUUAACCAUUUUAAAAAAAAAAAAAAGAAAAUGAAACCAUGGUAACGGACAGCAGGCUCAGCGGUAGAGGGGGCUCGGGGUGGUUCCCUUUGGGGACGUAAGCUGCCAUCUAUGCAAGGGUGCCGAGAGACCCCGAUGGUGGAGCAUCUGAAACGGCCUUCGGAGGUGGUGAGCGGAGGGAACCUGGAUUUACAACAGCUAUUUUUCUCCCCCACUUACAUAAGAAGUUCAUUUUAACAAAAAAAAGACUUCUGAACAAAAGGUAAACUUGUACGAGAAGCAAACGGCCUUGUAGCCCCGGAGGAGCGGAUGGAAGAGGAACACGCGGCAAUAGACUUUCUCUGUCAACCUUGUGGUGUUGUGCCGUGUUUAGACUCUUGUAUACAAAACGAGUAGCAUUUUAGGCGUGCAAAAAAAAUGAAUACGAUAAAUUCAUG